AUGCGAUCGUUAUUAAUAUUGUAUGGGAGCGAAACUGGGACAGCAGAAGAUGUUGCUGAAGGUCUCUGGCGCGAAGCGAGACUUCUUGACAUUCCAGCUCGGUUCUAUGGGGUCGAUGACUAUGAUGUCGAGAAUCUACCUUCCGAAGACGCUGUGGUAUUCGUAGUUGCUACAACGGGACAAGGUGAGAUUCCUCCGAACAUGCGCAAUGGUUGGCGCCAUCUACUACGAAGAAAUUUAAACUCUGCUUGGCUGCAAAACGUCCGUUUCGCUGUUCUUGGUCUGGGCGACUCCUCCUAUCAAAAGUAUAACUUUGCUGCUAAGAAAGUAUUUCGGCGAUUACUACAACUAGGAGGAGACUGCUUGUUAGAUAUCGGUUUGGCUGAUGAUCAACACGAAAUAGGUAUCGAUGGUGCACUAAGUCCAUGGAGGAGAGAAUUAUGGGACAAGCUCAGAGAAACUGGUCUUUUUGAGAUGCUUAGAUGGCCCGUCUUCGCUGGACGUGCGGGCCUCAGCAUCUCUUCCACUCGUUUCGUUCCCUCGCCAUUGUCAUCCAAGAUGUUCUCAAGCUUCGUGAGUGACGUUGACGAGGUCCUUGACCCGUAUCCAGCUGAGCUCUCAGCUGGUCCAUCCGUGCAGCGAACACGUCACCCCAUCUCGUUGGCGGUCUCCUUCGGGGACGUUUAG
Messenger RNA from Necator americanus (New World hookworm), 687 nucleotides. RefSeq lists its product as uncharacterized. The coding region runs from base 1 to 687 and encodes 228 amino acids. NCBI's taxonomy places the organism in Eukaryota, Metazoa, Nematoda, Chromadorea, Rhabditida, Ancylostomatidae. The transcript is spliced from 5 exons. Gene Ontology annotation, molecular function: FMN binding; oxidoreductase activity; flavin adenine dinucleotide binding. Gene Ontology annotation, cellular component: cytosol. The record is from RefSeq and is a predicted model, not a curated record.